Molecule: messenger RNA, 801 nt
Organism: Entrophospora candida
Lineage: Eukaryota; Fungi; Glomeromycota; Glomeromycetes; Entrophosporales; Entrophosporaceae
Source: the annotation of a GenBank genome assembly
AUGGGAGUUGUUAUAUCUCGUUUCAAGUCAAAAAAUGAUGAUAAUUAUGAAAAAAUAUUAUCAGAGCUUGAUGAUAAUAUUCGUAAAACAGAAAUAUCCCUAGGUGAAAUAAGAAAACGAGGAAAUAAGGCAUUAAUAGUCUGGAUAGUAUACUCAUUAUUAGCAUAUAUUGCAUAUGCAAUAGGAUAUUGGUAUUUUAUUUAUAUGUCUAAUCAGAGAGAAGGUUUUGAUUUUAUGAAAGUGGCGCCUGUUAUAACAGGGCCUUUUUUCAUCGUAGUUGGUUGUAAAUUUCUUAAUUUAUGGUAUAAAAGAAAUGAAACUAAUGAAGCAUCUCAACUUGAACAUUUAAGAGCCAAACAAAAACUUAAACUAGAAGAAAUGAAAAAGAGAACUAGUUAUUAUUUAACUAAGACUUUGCUAGAUAGAUAUGAUUCACCAACAAAUUCUCCAAUAAAUCAACAACAGCAACCAAUGACUCCCGGUCAAAAAAUUACAUCAAUGACAACACCUGGUAGUUUAAAACUUGAUGUAGUUGCUGGCGAAGACGAACAAAAAUAUGCUUUGAUUUGUAAAGAUUGUUAUACUUGGAAUGGUUUGGCUUUUCCAGCCGAAUUUGAUGAUAUUCAAUAUUAUUGUAAAAAUUGUCGAUCCACAUCACCAAAACUAACUAGUAGAGAUUCUUCAUCAGAUCCAGAAACAUUAAAUGAAAAAUACGAUGGUUAUGAUGAUGGUAUUGCUGUUAGCGAAAAAAAAGGUAGUCAUUGUCGUACUGAUGACAAUGACAAUGAUGAUGAUUUCUAG